Molecule: messenger RNA, 1428 nt
Organism: Guyanagaster necrorhizus
Lineage: Eukaryota; Fungi; Basidiomycota; Agaricomycetes; Agaricales; Physalacriaceae
Product: MFS general substrate transporter
Exons: 9
Coding region: 1-1428 (475 amino acids)
Biological process (GO): transmembrane transport
Cellular component (GO): membrane
Molecular function (GO): transmembrane transporter activity
Source: RefSeq, a predicted model, not a curated record
AUGUCGUCACACGAAGACAGUAUUGACUCGAAAGAAGUUAAGGUCGAAGACCCAGUCGCUGUGGCAGAUGAGCAGGCACUUUCACAAUACACGUUCACGGAGACGAAAAAGAUUCUACGAAGAAACCUGGAUUCCAACAUUGUCUCCUACGUUAAAACUAUCAACACCGGUAAAUCCACGAAUAUUCUUAAGCAACUUCACAUGACUACGGACCAGUAUGGUUACCUGUCUACUGUUUUCACGUGUACUUUCCUGGCCUUUGAAGUUCCCUCAAACUUGAUUCUGAAAUGGUCGACACCUCGGCUGCACUUCUGUCGCAUCAUAUUCUUCUGGUCCGUGGCUGCAUGCUGCCAUGCUGCGGCGACAAACAAAGGCGGUCUUUAUGCUGCUCGCGCGUUUCUCGGUGUCUUUGAGGCCGGGCUUUUCCCCGGAAUCCUCGUGCAAAUGACAUUCUGGUACCGCCCAGAUGAGCUCGCUAUCCGAAUGGCCAUGAUCAAUGUCCUCGGACAAUUCAGUAAUAUACUAGAUGCUUUGAUUGCCUAUGGCCUCGCGUAUAUCGAUGGACGACACGGUCUGUCAGGUUGGCAGUGGGCUUUCAUCAUUGUCGGCUGUAUAGGCUUCGUGCUCACAGGCAUCAUUUUCUUAUUUCUUCCCGAUUACCCCGAUUCUCCUCAGGGUCAUAGACAGUUCCUCACUCCACAGGAAGGCAAGUUCAUAGUCGAUCGCCUUCCUCCCACCUCACCCCGCCAGUCUGAUGCCAAUUUCAACUGGGAUGAUGUCAAGGCCGCGUGCAAGGAUCCGCUUCUUUAUGGAUUCAGCUUGAUCAUGCUUUGCCAACAGACCGGUAUUGCGGGAUACACCUUCUGGCUUCCCUCGAUUAUUGCAGGAUAUGGAUUCACGACUACGACGAACGCCCAGCUGCUUAACAUCCCUCCUGCCGCUAUUUAUAUUAUAUCCGCUCUUGGAUUUGCCUGGAUUUCUGACCAUACUUUCAAAAUACCCCGGCCUGUGUACAUGCUUGUCUCUCUCGUCGUCCUUAUCGGUACCUUUAUUGGUCUCACCGUGUGUCGGAACAAUGCAGGGCUGCUGACGCUCAUCCUCCUUACCGCGAUACCCUACGCAAUAUACCAGACGAUGAUAUACCCAUGGCGUUCCCAGAGCACCAAAGGAUCCGCAUAUGCCUCCUUUGCGUUCGCGUUCCAGAAUAGCGUGGGCCAGAUUGCAAGUAUUUUUGCUGCCCAGAUUUUUCAGUCCAAGUAUGCGCCAAGAUAUACCAUCCCCUACAUUGUGUGCAUCAUAUUCUUUGCACUUGCAUUGCUUGCAGUCCUCUUUACGUGGUAUUUCAGUCAUGAUAUAGAGAAGGAGAAUAGACGACAGGCAAAAGAGAGGAGAUUGGUGGGGAAGGUGGAUAACAUCGUCGUCGUAUAG